AGCUGCUGCCCAAAUGGAUCGGGUGUUUUCUGAAUUUGCUCGUGAUUAAGACUAGUUUUGGGCUUUGAUAACGCUCUUUAUGGGCAACUGCUUGAUCAACAAGCGCGAGUUCAAAGUAAUUCGGGGAUCCAGUCCCAGCUGCUCCUGACAGGUGCGCACAGUGCGCAGGGAGGAUGGGCAGACGCGAGGCGGACAGCAGAGGCGCAAUGAACACAAGCGACCGCUCCGAGCUCGGCUGUCUGCGGGACGCGGCAUCCAGCGGCCACCGCGCCGCCGAGGAGUCUCCGAGGCUGGGCAGCUGCCGUCCGUGCAGCGCCGACGAGCUGCAGAGAAACGCAGACAUGGAGGCGGUGGUCCCGGCACCGGUUGCCUCGGCGCCGGUGGAAGUGAAGAAGCACCAGCACAAACACAACUUGAAGCACCGCUAUGAGGUGAUGGAGACUCUGGGGAAAGGCACCUACGGCAAAGUGAAGAAGGCGGUGGAGAAAGCAAGCCUGAGGACGGUGGCGAUAAAGUCGAUCCGCAAGGAGCGCAUCACCGAUGAUCUGGACAGAAUUCACAUCCAGAGAGAGAUAGAGAUCACCGCCUCGCUUAGGCACUCCAAUAUUGUACGCUUCCACGAGGUGUUUGAGAGCCGGGACAAGAUUGUGAUAGUGAUGGAGUACGCCAGUAGAGGAGAGCUAUAUGAUUACAUCCAGGAGAGGAGGAGACUGCCUGAAACAGAAGCCAGAGGCAUCUUCAGACAAAUCACCUCUGCUGUCCACUACUGCCACAAGAACGGAGUUGUGCAUCGAGACCUCAAGCUAGAGAACAUCCUUCUAGAUCAAGAUUUGAAUGUGAAGCUGGCUGACUUUGGCCUUUCCAAUCAUUUCCAGAGGGGCACUCUGCUGCAGACGUACUGUGGAAGUCCACUCUACGCUGCUCCGGAGAUAGUCAAAGGACUACCUUACCAGGGACCAGAGGUGGACUGCUGGGCGCUGGGGGUGUUGCUGUACGCCCUGGUGUAUAGCAGCAUGCCAUUUGAUGGGGCCAGCCACGCCACGCUCACAGAGCAGAUCAGCCAAGGUCGCUACCGCAGACCCAACCCCCCCUCAGACGCCUGCGCUCUUAUCGACUGGUUGUUGACAGUGCGUGUGGACGAGAGGGCUACGAUAGAGGAUGUGGCCAACCACUGGUGGGUGAACUGGGGUUUUGAAGAGAGUGUGUGUGACUGCCCUUCGUCUCCACACCAAGAAUGCCCCUCUCCACUGCUGGCUCGAUACAUCGACUGGCAGAAUCGGGUCGCAGCAGCCAGCAACAUGACUGUUGACCCAGCGUGCCUGUCCUCAGACUCCUCCUGUCCAUCUCAGCUCUCUCCCCACCCUUUUUACUUCAGCUUACCUCUGAAGAGUGAUCGUGGAGGAGGAGGAGGAGGAGGAGGGAGGGUACGUGGAGGAAUGUCAAGCCUGAGGAAGUCACGCAAGGAAAAUGCAAUUCCUCAGACUUCAGUCGGAGCUUGUGGUGGCGUUUGUGCAUCAGCUGCCUCCUCUGCUGCAAAUUCCUCUACUUCUACCAUUGAAAGAAAGAAACCCAAAGGUAUUCUGAAACCCCAGAGGAGUUUUGACUCAGUCUUUCACAGCCCUCCUAAAGAAAACUCUCCCUCCCAGCCGUGUAACACUGCUCCCCAGCCUUUCCGAACGCAUACACUAACCCACACACAUGCUGAUGUCCUGUCCACCAGCCUUCCGCCUGCCUCAACAUUCAGUCAGCCCUCGUCCAAAAUGCCCAAGAAGGGGAUACUGAAGAACUUGUAUGGAGGGGAGUCGGGUUAUGGCUCAUCCCCAGAAAGAAGGGUCUCUGGAACAGAAGUUAAAGAGAGGGGUGAUGCAGGUGAUUUGUGCUCACACAAACAGCACACUUUCCUCCCAGCGGCAGAAGACAGCCCAACUAUGCGCACAGAGGCGGUAAGAAGAAGGAAGGGUAUUCUGAAACGUAACGGCAAGUUCUCUCGCAGUUUGGAUCUUCCUGACGACCACCACUCAGCCCCCACGAUGUUCCCCGAGGCUCUGCAGCACCUCCUCCAGGCAACAGGGGGCACAGAGGGUCGCCGCAGCCGCCCUUCCAGUGUGGUGAGCGAGGAUAGCCUCUUCUCCUCAGAUUCCUUUGACCUGCUGGACCUCAGCGCCCAGUCGCGUCGCAGGAUUUUCUCCCGAGGGAGGCAGCACAGUGGCUGCAGCUCUGAGGAUGACCUGGAGCAGCUGAGAGUGGACAGAGUCAGUGGAGACCGGGAAAGAAAGAAGGAAAUGCAAACAUAGGCCGAAGGAACAAUGCAGACAUUCGUGUGGUGAAAAAUGAAAUUGAACACCAAUUCUUUGGUUCACUUUUCUGUGAUAAUAGUGCCUGGCACCUUGAAAAGACUUUAGUGAACUCUGGAAAGGUUGCUUCUCAACAACGAGGAUCCUACAGGGCACUGUACUGUCAAAGUAAAGCAUCAUCUGUCAUAUCUGUCUGUCCUGAAUGAUAAAUGAAUUGCAUAAAUGAAAUUGCACCUAAAUGGGAUCUAGUGUCUGGCAAAUUGCAGACGUGAAUGUGGCAGAAUGGACCGUGUAUUAUGAGCUCUCUCUGACCUCACCUGCACCUGAAGUUGAUCCUCUUCUGAUUUUUUACCGCAGAUUUCUGUUCAGAGGAGCCCUGAAAAUCUGAGUGUGGAUGCUGCCAUGUGAAUCUAUUAUGUCAGUAGACAAUAAACCAACACGUUAUGUGGGUUUCCAUCCACCUGCCUUUAUCGCCAUUUUGCACAUAACACUUGAGAGGAUGUAUUGACAUUCUUUUUACAUUUGAGGUGGAAAACAUCGCCAAAUGCCAAAUUAAAACAGACUACCAGAAUAAAUCAUGAAGUGCAUGAAGUGUAUGAGUCAAAAACAUCCGAUCUAUGACAAAUUAAAAAAACAUAAAUGCCAAAUUUCCAUCAUCGUGUUCCACCAUUUGAGGUUUUACCUUGCACUCUUUAUCUUUGUCAUCUUGUUGCAUCCUUUUCUUUACAAUCUGUUUUAUUGCACCCAGUUAAGGAGUUGGGUCCAUCAACGUUUAUUUUGAUGUGCUAAAUGACUCACAUUGCUGAUUUUCUGAAAAUUUGGUUCAGAUUUGAGCUAUAUUUGGAUGGAAAGCUGACGGUAGACACCUCUAUUGUGAGGAUGAAUUUUGCUUAACUGAACUGUUAUAACAUUUCACAGUAACCCAAUUUUGUAAGCCCUUUGUUAGAAAAAAGGGUUAUAACACACUAUAAUGUAGUCAUAAGUAAAUUUAACACAACUUUUAAGUGUUUGGUUGCAGUAUUUGUCAACAAUCAUACAUUUUCCUGAAAAGAUAUUUUUUUAUUAUUAUCUCAGCUAGGUGUAAGCCUGGAGGGGAUUGUACAUUUGGUUGUAUGUGUGCGCGUAUGUGGGUGUGUGAGUGCCCAGCUAAUCUUGCAAAGUACCUGACCAAUUAGCCAAAAAUUUUGUGUGCGCAUUUAUGACUGUAUGCUUGAGGACCUCUUGUGGUUGCAGUGAUUCAGACUCAUUGAAAAAGUUUUUGUUUACAACAUUAUUUAUUUCUCCACCAGUGUCCACUUAAAGCUGCCCACAGGAGGAGUUAUUGUUGUUUACAAAUACGUUAAUAACUGCUUACAGUUACAUCAUAGUGUGUUAUAAACCAUUCAAUAAUGUUAUAUGCUGCUUGUAAGUCUAAUAGGGGAAGUUAAAGUAAAGUUACCUAUUUCAUCACUUUCAUCACAUGUCAUUGAGUACAUUUGUACUACACAGUAUAGUACUGGGCGCAAUUUGCUCCUUUGCACCGACAGACACAGUGUGAAUAGCAGAUGGAUCACAGAGCUUUUUCUUGUGACAUCAGCAGUACUGCUGUGGACAUUUUAAUGUAUGCAGUGGAUAUAUGCAAUUAAAAUCUGUAAUUUUCUAAUCGUGAGAAAAUAAUUCUGUUAAUUUUCCUAAAGUAAUCUAUACAUUGUUUUUUGGGGGGCAGCAGGGGGGGUUAAUAAAUUAUGUGAACCUGAA
Messenger RNA from Plectropomus leopardus (leopard coralgrouper), 4031 nucleotides. RefSeq names its product NUAK family SNF1-like kinase 1. Gene Ontology annotation, molecular function: tau-protein kinase activity; ATP binding. The record is from RefSeq and is a predicted model, not a curated record. Lineage: Eukaryota; Metazoa; Chordata; Actinopteri; Perciformes; Serranidae. Gene Ontology annotation, cellular component: cytoplasm. Gene Ontology annotation, biological process: microtubule cytoskeleton organization; protein phosphorylation; intracellular signal transduction.